UAGUUCUAUUUCGUGAGUCCGCGCGCAGAAUUUCUCCCUUCUUCAAAAGCUUGAGCAGGGACAAAGCUUUGAUGGCACCGAUUCUCGUUCGUUAGUUCCUGUCGCCGAUCAAUCACUUCACUCUCGACGAUGAAUCCGCGCUCUCUCGUCGCUUCCGGCAGAAGAUUUCGCCAGCCGCUCUCUGCACUCCCUUCUGCCGUCGAUCUCGAUCACCUCAAAAGGCUCGACCACAAAGACUGGCUGGCGCCGAACGAGAUCAUCAAGAUCAUCAAGAUCCUAAGGGACCCCAACUCCAUAAUCCGGGCCCUGAACCGGUACGAGAAGCGAAAGGACUACAAACCCAACGAAGCCCUCUUCACCAUGGCCAUAAACCGGCUCGCUCGAGCCGAGAUGUUCGACCCCAUUGAAGACAUCGUGCGGCGGAUCGUAAAGGAGCGGCCUUGCAGGCUGUCCGACGAGUUCUUCUACAAUGUCAUCAAGAUUUAUGGCAACAUGGCCGGCCGCAUCAACAGAGCGAUAGAGACCCUUUACGACAUGCCUAAGUACGACGUCUGGCCUUCGGUGAAGUGUUUUAACUACGUGUUGAAUCUGCUCGUGUCGUGGAAGCUGUUUGAUGUGGUGCAUGAGGUGUAUAUGCGUGGGCCACGGUUGGGCAUCGAGGUCGAUGCUUGUUGCUUGAAUAUUCUCAUCAAAGGGUUGUGCAAGAACGGGAGUUUGGAAGCUGCGUUCCAGAUGCUCGACGAAUUUCCUAAGCAACGCUGUCGGCCGAAUGUGAAGACGUUUUCGACGCUGAUGCACGGAUUGUGCGAGCGAGGAAAGGUCGAUGAUGCAAAAGCUUUGCUUGAUAGGAUGGAAAACGAAGGCAUUUUCCCGGAUACAAUCACUUUCAACAUCUUGAUCUCGGGGCUUCGGAAGCAAGAGAGAGUUGAAGAGGCGAUGGAGCUUCUAGAGAGGAUGAAACUCAAAGGGUGUCAACCGAAUGCAGGGUCUUAUCAGGAGGUUCUUUAUGGUUUGCUUGAUGAGGGCAGGUUCGUGGAGGCCAAGGAAUUUAUGGCUGAAAUGAUAUCCACUGGCAUCAAUCCCAGUUUUGUCUCUUAUAAAUCGGUGAUAGGAGGUCUAUGCAAGGAAAAGUUAGUAGGGGAUGUAGAUUGGGUUCUGAAACGGAUGAUCGAGCAAGGUUUUGUCCCGAAGAUGGGGAUGUGGAGACAGAUCCUUCAGAGCAUGUUCUCCCGACAUGCACUUGACGACAUUUUUCCUGAAAAGCUUCUAGAGAGCGCUUCACUUGGAGAGGAAAAAAAUGGAAACGAUAAACUUUUUCCUUAGGAACUAUGGUAUAUUGACAGAUGAAAAGAUGAGCCCCAAGAUUAAUCAGUGUGCUAAUGACUACAUAAAAAUUAAGGGAGGCAGUUCCGAGAGGAGAAAGCUAACUGGCAUAUGGAAGAUUGUAAUUGGCAAUGUAUCAUUGACACAGUUAUCUUGAGAAUGUUCAAUUGACAAACAUCUUUCUCUGGAUGAUGAGAUGUCAACUUCUGGUUGCAGAUGCUAGCCAGGAUAUAAAAACAUGUAUCUUGGAAGCUCCAAUGAACAAGUGUGAUUGUCUGAUGGUUUAUUUGCUAUCUAACUGCAAGAAGCAAGAAGGCAAAAAGCAUCUUGACUCAGGUGAAAGCUGCAGGUCUUGUUGGAAGAGGAGUUAAAAUUGUUGAAUCUCCAGGACCUCAGCCGAUGUAUCAUCUAAUGCCUGUGCCAUGUCAAGCAUCCUUGCAGGAUGUUGAAAUUCAAGAAAAGUCGUGUGGACGUAGACUUGUUGGCAAAAUGAGAACCUGCAACUGUGAAUGGUGAUCAACUUGUGAGAUUGAGCAUAGCAGUUGGAAGGAUCUAGGAGUGUACUUGGGUGGAACUUCAAGGAAGUCGGAAAACUGAAAGCCUUGCGGAUGCUGGAAAACGUCCAAAAAAGCCGAGGCUCUUCUCCCUCUUCUCCGCGAGGGGUACAAUGCUACGCAAUUUCUUUGUCCGGUCGCGAGAAGAUCCAACUUCACUGGCUGAUCUCCUAGAGCCAUUACUUGGAAGAAGGCAGUCUUUCAGUGACUUCGUUAAAGCAACUGGUCAUAAUUUUUAGACUCCAAAAGAAAGAUCUUAGACAUUGAUAUAGCUAAUGUCGUGAACUGCCGCUGUACUUUCGGUUUUUAAUUGCCAGAUCCCAACCUCUUGCUUUA
Messenger RNA from Eucalyptus grandis, 2213 nucleotides. Its product is annotated as pentatricopeptide repeat-containing protein At3g14580, mitochondrial. Gene Ontology annotation, molecular function: protein binding. The transcript has a single exon. Lineage: Eukaryota; Viridiplantae; Streptophyta; Magnoliopsida; Myrtales; Myrtaceae. Bases 130 to 1323 code for a protein of 397 amino acids. The record is from RefSeq and is a predicted model, not a curated record.